Messenger RNA from Penicillium odoratum, 2031 nucleotides. RefSeq names its product GMC family oxidoreductase. Gene Ontology annotation, molecular function: flavin adenine dinucleotide binding; oxidoreductase activity, acting on CH-OH group of donors. The transcript is spliced from 3 exons. The record is from RefSeq and is a predicted model, not a curated record. Lineage: Eukaryota; Fungi; Ascomycota; Eurotiomycetes; Eurotiales; Aspergillaceae. The coding region runs from base 1 to 2031 and encodes 676 amino acids.
AUGCGUAUCCCAGCAGUGUUUGGGAUACUUUCCACUCUUUCAUUUGCCCUCGCCUCUGAUUAUAUACCAAGCCAUCGCUACCAUGAUUUACACAAGCGAGUUUUGAAUGGAACCACCACAAAAGCCGGAACUGCAGAGUAUGACUAUGUGGUAGUCGGCUCCGGUCCUGGAGGUGGACCCCUCGCUGCACGACUAGCUCUUGCUGGGUUCAAGGUUCUUCUCAUAGAUGCAGGCGAUGACCAGGGGAAUGCUACCAGGCAGAUUGUGCCUGCUCUUCAGCUCCAGUCUACGGAAUACACGCCCAUGAGGUGGGACUACUUCGUCAACCACUACUCCAAUUUGACCCGCCAGGAGGAGGACUCGAAAAUGACAUACCGUACUCCGUCUGGAGAUCUUCAUGUCGGUAGCAACGCUCCAAGUGGAUCGGAUCCUCUAGGAAUCUUGUACCCUCGCGCUGGUACUUUGGGUGGUUGCUCUGCCCACAAUGCUAUGAUUACAAUCUACCCAUACGAGAACGACUGGGAGAAUCUUGCAGCUCUCACCGGCAACGAAUCCUGGUCCGCCUCCAACAUGCGUGGAUAUUUCGAGAAAUUGGAGCGCAACAGAUACCUGCCAAGCAGCAUUGUUGGCCAUGGAUUUGAUGGAUGGCUCACAACCAGCCUGACGGACUUACGUCUUGUUAUUGAAGACCAAAAGCUUCUGUCGUUAAUCCUGGCGGGUGCAACUGCUGCUGGUACAAGUCUCUUGGGUAAAAUUGUUGACACGGUUACAGGGCUCGCCGGAGUCUUGUUGCGCGAUAUGAACAACCCCGGUCCCCUGCACGACUACCAGACUGGUCCUUUCCAGGUACCUCUCGCUGUGGACGUUCCUGAAUACAGAAGAACUGGUCCCCGAGACUUCCUUUUGCAAACCGUUAAUGCUGUCAAUGAUGAUGGUUCGCGUAAAUAUCACCUUGAUAUCCAGCUGAACACACUUGUCACAAAAGUUCGAUUCGAUAACAUGGGAGCCAAGCCUCGAGCUACAGGAGUGGAGUACCUCCAGGGACAAAGCCUAUAUCGUGCAGAUCCCCGUGCUUCCAUGUCCGCUGGUGGCACUCCCGGCAGCGUGAACGCCACCCGCGAAGUUAUCAUCUCGGCAGGAUCAUUCAACACUCCCCAGCUACUGAAGCUGAGCGGAAUCGGUCCAAAGGAGGAGUUGUCCAGAUUUGGUAUCAAGACUUUGGUAGAUCUGCCGGGCGUGGGUUCCAAUCUCCAGGAUCGGUAUGAAACAGGUGUGGUUGGCAAGUCCCCAACUGACUUUGUGCUCACCGAAAAAUGCACUUUCAUGUACACCCUUCCAGACCCUUGCCUGGAGCAAUAUGAGAAUGAUCCCCUAUUCAAAGGCACCUACACCACCAACGGGAUUGCCAUUGCGAUCCUUCGACAAUCCUCGGUCGCUGACGAUGAGCCCGAUCUUUUCAUUUCAGGGGCACCUGUGAACUUUCCCGGUUACUAUCCAAACUACUCUUACGAGGGUCUCAAGGAUUCUCAGCACUGGACGUGGAUUACCUUGAAAGCUCGUAGCCGCAACAACGCUGGAACUGUUCAACUGCGAUCAGCCGAUCCUCGGGAUACUCCCCUUAUUAACUUCAAUUCUUUUGAUGCCGGUGUGACUACUGAUGGUGCGGACGACAAAGAUCUUCAGGCCGUUUAUGAGGCUAUGGAAUUCUCUCGCACAAUCUUCGAGGACCUCAUUCCCCUUGAUGGAGGCUUUGAGGAAGUCUGGCCUGGUCCCAAUGUUACGACGGAGAGUGAGCUGAAGGACUUCAUCAAGCGGGAGGCAUGGGGUCAUCAUGCCUGCUGCACUGCUGCUAUUGGAGAAGAUGGAGAUCCCCAAGCCGUCUUGGAUGCGGAUUUCCGUGUCCGUGGUGUUGAUGGCCUGCGUGUUGUGGAUGCCUCGAUCUUCCCCAAGAUUCCGGGUUACUACAUUGCCCUUCCUAUCUACAUGGUCAGUGAGAAGGCUGCGGAGGUCAUCAUUUCUGAUGCUGUAUAA